AUGCUUCUACUAGGUGCUGGUGAAUCUGGAAAGUCCACAAUCCUGAAACAGAUGAAGCUCAUUCACGAUGGUGGAUAUUCACCAGAGGAAAGAGAUUACUUCGAUUCCAUCGAUCGUAUUUCCCAGGCAGACUAUUUCCCGACUGACCAGGAUGUGUUGCGAUCACGUGUGAAGACCACCGGUAUUACUGAGACGACAUUCUUCAUUGGUGAACUGACUUACCGAAUGUUUGAUGUUGGUGGUCAACGUUCAGAGCGAAAGAAAUGGAUUCACUGCUUUGAGAAUGUAACAGCCAUCGUGUUCUUGGUGGCCAUCUCAGAAUAUGACCAAUUGUUGCUGGAAGACGAGACGGUGAAUCGUAUGCAAGAAGCCCUGACGCUAUUCGAUUCUAUCUGCAAUUCACGAUGGUUCGUCAAGACCUCUAUUAUCUUAUUCUUGAAUAAGAUAGAUCGUUUCAUGGAGAAAUUGCCAAUCUCCCCGAUGAGCAAUUAUUUCCCAGACUACGAAGGUGGUGAUAACUAUGACGCUGCCUGCGAUUACAUACUUAACCGUUUCGUCUCGCUGAACCAAUCCGAGAGCAAACAAAUCUACACACAUUUCACAUGUGCCACUGACACUCAACAGAUCAAAUUUGUCAUGGCGGCUGUGAAUGACAUUAUUAUCCAAUCGAACUUGAGAGAAGUUGGCUUACUAUAA
Molecule: messenger RNA, 696 nt
Organism: Acaulospora colombiana
Lineage: Eukaryota; Fungi; Glomeromycota; Glomeromycetes; Diversisporales; Acaulosporaceae
Source: the annotation of a GenBank genome assembly